AUGAAUAGUACACCACCACGAUCAGUCCCUUUUUGGUGUUCAAUUCGUGUUGCUGUUGCUUUUGUUGGAUUUCUGGGCAUGGUUGCACAUUAUUCACAAAAAAUUAGCGUUGGUAUUGCACUUGUUUGUAUGGUCAAUCAUACAGCUAUUAGUCAACACAAAACUCCUAUUGAUAUGCCAAUUACACAAGAGGAUAUUGAUUGCCCAUACGCAAAAAAUACAAUGAAAAUUGAAGGACCGUAUUCGUGGACAAAAAAUAUUCAAGGUAUUAUUUUAGGAGGAUAUUUUUGGGGUUACUUAAUUACUGAGAUACCCGGAGGAUAUAUGGCUGUUCGUUAUGGUGCUCGAUUUAUUUUUGGCAUCGGCAUGAUUAUUUCGGGUAUUUUCACCUUAUUAAUCCCGUGGGGUGCAAGUUUACAUUAUGGAGUACUUUGGGUUUUUCGAUUGAUCGUUGGACUUUCACAUGGAGUUAUAUGGCCAAGUAUGACUGUUAUCAUGGCACAUUGGGCACCACCUAAUGAGAGAGGAAAACUUGUUGGUUUUAUGAAUGCUGGCGCUCAAAUUGGAAAUGUCUUAACUUUAUCUAUCGGUGGACUGAUGUGUUCAUUGAAUUUUCUCGGUGGUUGGCCAUUAAUUUUCUAUUCAACAGGUAUUAUUGGUCUAAUAUGGGGUAUAUUUUGGAUUUUAUUUUAUGCGGAUUCACCUCGUGAUCAACGCUGCAUCAGUAAUGAAGAAAAAGAAUAUAUUAUUGAGAGUACUCAAAAACAAUUAGCUGGCCAUAGUAAAAAUGAAUUUGAGGCUCCGUGGAAAGCUAUUUUAACAUCGCCUGCUUGUUGGGCACUUUUUACUAUUCAUACAUGUAAUAAUUGGGGAACGUAUACAUUUCUUACAUCAAUUCCAAAAUAUAUGGCUGAAGUAUUAAGAUUUGAUAUUAAAUCUAAUGGUUUACUUUCAUCAUUACCUUAUAUUAUGUUUUGGAUUAAUAUAAAUCUAUCUGGUGCAAUAGCCGAUAUGAUUAUUCGCAAGGAGAUUUUAACAAGAACACAAACAAGAAAACUGUUUAAUGUAUUAGGAAAUAUACUUCCAGCAAUAUUUGUUAUUGCUUUAGCAUUUAUGACAUGUAAACUCAAAUAUACUGCAGUAGUUUUAUUAACGUUUGGUGUUACAUUCACAGGAUGUUGUUAUGGCGGAGGUUUUAUGUUAACCGCAAAUGAUAUUGCCCCAGCCUAUGCUGGUAUUGUUUUCGGUAUUUCAAAUACAUUUGCUACAAUACCAGGUAUUGUUAGUCCUUAUAUUGUUGGAGCGCUUACGGAAAAGGAUUCCAACAAUUGGCGUAUUGUUUUUUUCAUUUGUGCAGCAAUUUACAUAAUUGGCAUGAUAGUAUUUCUAUUCAUUGGAUCGGGUGAUGUUCAACCAUGGGCAACUAGACAAAAAACUGAGGCAACUACAUCUGAACAAGUUCCUCUAUCAGCGAGUGAAAUUUCAUCCAAGAAUAAACAAAGUGAACCAUAG
This is a messenger RNA of Rotaria socialis, 1512 nucleotides long. NCBI's taxonomy places the organism in Eukaryota, Metazoa, Rotifera, Eurotatoria, Philodinida, Philodinidae. The record is from the annotation of a GenBank genome assembly.